This is a messenger RNA of Mercenaria mercenaria, 1807 nucleotides long. RefSeq lists its product as uncharacterized. Bases 113 to 586 code for a protein of 157 amino acids. NCBI's taxonomy places the organism in Eukaryota, Metazoa, Mollusca, Bivalvia, Venerida, Veneridae. Gene Ontology annotation, biological process: ribosomal large subunit biogenesis; protein import into nucleus. The record is from RefSeq and is a predicted model, not a curated record. The transcript has 5 exons.
GGCCCUGGGAGGGUGCCAAAAACUUUAUACUGUGUGGCAGGGCCUCCUUCAGCUUUCCACAUCACAAAAAAGUAUAGAGGAAGAGGAAAUAUUAGAAGCAGUAACAGCAGCUAUGAGGGCCGUGAUACAGAAACUAGCUGAGGCAGAUCCUUCCAAGUUUCAGGCAGUACAGCCGGUAGAUCUGCAGUUUAUGUAUGAAAUGUCUACCAAGUGCCAGUGGCCAGAGGUCAGGGUCAAUGCUAUACGUAUUGUAUCAACCAUAGGGGGUAUAUUGGCUCAGAAUCCAAACCCACAUCCAUUGCUCAAGGAUAUAGGAGUAUUACUCUUAGAGGUUGUAUGUAAGGACUCUGAUUUAUGGGUAGUGGCUGAAUCUCUGGACUCUAUGUUUGAUGUGUUCGGAGAGGAUCAUGUUGACCCGGUGCUGAAAGAGAUAGGACUCGUUGAAAAACUUAAGACUGUAGCACCUGCACUGAAAUCAAAGGUACAACAGAACAGGAAAUCACUUGGAGAACAUUACCCCGUCAUCUCAACUGCUCGUACAAAUCUUGUGCGUUUUAUAAAAUACAAGGCAUCACAUAUAAAAUGACAUAUGCCUCAUUGUAGUUGGUGCUUAAACAUAAAUUAAUGUAACAGUCAGGAAAGUUUUGGUUGUAACCUGUGUAUGGUGUCAUUUUCUUUAUGUGCAUACAACUUGAGCAUUGAAGUAUGUGAAAAGUUAUGGGCUCAAAAAUUGAUGUAUGGUGUAAAACAUUUCAUCGUGUAUGGUCAAUAGAUAUGUAUGGUGUAAAACAUUUCAUCGUGUAUGGUCAAUAGAUAUGUAUGGUGUAAAACAUUUCAUCGUGUAUGGUCAAUAGAUAUGUACAUGUAUGGUGUAAAACAUUUCAUCGUGUAUGGUCAAUAGAUAUGUAUGGUGUAAAACAUUUCAUCGUGUAUGGUCAGUAGAUAUGUACAUGUAUGGUGUAAAACAUUUCAUCGUGUAUGGUCAAUAGAUAUGUACAUGUAUGGUGUAAAACAUUUCAUCGUGUAUGGUCAAUAGAUAUGCCUCCAUUUGCCUUGAAUUUCAUUUUGAUAAAAGAAGGGCUAAACCUCCCUAGAACAGUUUAUUUCUAUUUGUAACUUUGGAUAUAUAGAAUCUUUUAUAUUGUACAUGACAUUGUGUAGGCUUACAGUAAUCAUAGCUAGAAAUUAUGUGGUUAGCAUUAAAGUCCGAUAAAUUAUGUUUGGUCUUCCAUUUUUGAAAAGUUCUGAUUUAAUGAAAAUUGUUUUUACCCCUUAUAUUUAAGGGACUUUAAGAAAACAUUUCAUACACAUAAUUGUUUAUACAACUGGUAUAAGUUAGGAAUAUUUCAUGUUGGCAUAUGUUUAAGACUUUCUUUUUUAAGGGCAUUUUAACAAUUGUAUUUUAUGUGAACAUAUUUGUAUUUAAACAAAUAUUUUACUACCAUGAGGAAGCAUUUGAUAAGUAUUUGAGACUGCUUCUUACUUUUUUGAUUUUUUCAAUUAUUGCUAACUGGGUUGCAUUUGUUUGUGUGCUGUUUUUUAAGACUCUUGCUGACUGGAGACAUAAUAUGAGCAGUACUGUUAUGAAAGUUAUUUUAAUUAAAAAGUGUAAAUGCUUUAAAAAGUUCAAAAGCCAGUAUUGUUGAUUUAUGAAAUAGUUGAAAGUUAAUGAUAUUUUUAUCUAUAAUUAAAGAUACUAGUGAAUUAUAUUGAAAAUUUAAUUGUUGAAUGAAUACAAACCAAUUUGCACAGAACUUUGACAAUUUUCUUUGCCAGAUAUUGAAAAUAAAAAUGUGCAAUACAAGCA